AACCCGCUCGGACAAGGGCCCUCGCGCAUGCGUCCUGAAGUACGACGGCCAUCUUCCCGAUCGAUCUCUUUCUCAGCGUCCCUUCUGCAGGUGGACGAGCAGCAAUAAACCGGCAAGAUGGUGAAUAAUAUCAUCCCAAAUGCCCAUUUCCAUAAGGAUUGGGACAAGCGGGUUAAAUGCUGGUUUGACCAACCCGGCCGUAAGAGCCGUAGACGCCAGGCUCGUGAGAAGAAGGCACUGAGGGUUGCCCCAAGGCCUGUUGCUGGAUCUCUGCGCCCUGUCGUACGUUGCCAGACUUUCAAGUACAACACGAAAGUCAGAGCUGGCCGUGGCUUCACUUUGGAGGAGCUGAAGGCUGCUGGCAUCUCCCGCAAGGUUGCUCCCACCAUUGGCAUCACUGUUGACCACAGACGCCGCAACCGAUCCUCAGAGUCUCUCCAGGCCAAUGUACAGCGCCUUAAGGAGUACAGAUCCAAGUUGAUCGUCUUCCCACGCAAGUUGAGCAAGCCUAAGCGUGGUGACAGCGAUGCUGCUGAGCUGAAGGUUGCUUCCCAGUUGGCUGGACCCAUCCUGCCCAUCCGACAGGUGCACCCAACCAUCAAGGCCCGUGCCAUCACUGACGAGGAGAAGACCACCUCCGUCUUCCGCUCCAUGCGUAUUGCUCGUGCCAAUGCUCGUCUUGUCGGUGUCCGUGAGAAGCGUGCCCGUGAGGCUGCAGAGGCUGAUGUGCUGAAGAAGAAGUAAACCUGGAUAACCUUUACCAUCUACACUCUCGUCCGAAUAAACAAUUGAAAAGGA
Sycon ciliatum is the source of this 798-nucleotide messenger RNA. RefSeq names its product large ribosomal subunit protein eL13-like. The coding region runs from base 118 to 744 and encodes 208 amino acids. Gene Ontology annotation, biological process: translation. Gene Ontology annotation, molecular function: structural constituent of ribosome; RNA binding. Gene Ontology annotation, cellular component: ribosome; cytosolic large ribosomal subunit. The transcript has 4 exons. The record is from RefSeq and is a predicted model, not a curated record. Lineage: Eukaryota; Metazoa; Porifera; Calcarea; Leucosolenida; Sycettidae.